This is a messenger RNA of Carassius carassius (crucian carp), 2322 nucleotides long. Its product is annotated as protein AF-9-like. The transcript has 13 exons. Gene Ontology annotation, cellular component: super elongation complex. Gene Ontology annotation, biological process: regulation of DNA-templated transcription. The record is from RefSeq and is a predicted model, not a curated record. The coding region runs from base 145 to 1896 and encodes 583 amino acids. NCBI's taxonomy places the organism in Eukaryota, Metazoa, Chordata, Actinopteri, Cypriniformes, Cyprinidae.
CAUGCGUCUCACUUUACUCCUCAGCCUUUGAAAACUCAGAGAGCUCAAUUAAAAGACCAUGUCCGCCAUCGGGCGUCUGCUGUCCUCGGUGUCCUUAUUUAAACCAAAUUCUCCAUGAAAUAGCAUUGUCCCGUGGCCUCCACAAUGGCCAGUUCGGGUGCCGUUCAGGUGAAACUGGAACUCGGUCAUCGUGCCCAGGUCCGAAAGAAACCCACGGUGGAAGGUUUUACGCACGACUGGAUGGUGUUUGUCCGCGGACCAGAGCACAGCAACAUUCAGCAUUUUGUGGAGAAAGUCGUAUUUCAUCUACACGAAAGUUUCCCGAGACCAAAAAGAGUUUGCAAGGAUCCACCAUAUAAAGUUGAAGAGUCUGGAUACGCUGGAUUUAUCUUGCCUAUUGAAGUUUACUUUAAAAAUAAGGAGGAACCAAAAAAAGUGCGCUUUGACUACGAUUUGUUCCUGCACUUGGAGGGUCACCCACCUGUCAAUCAUCUCCGCUGUGAAAAGCUCACGUUCAACAACCCUACUGAAGAGUUUCGCAGGAAGCUGCUCAAGGCUGGAGGGCAACGGGACCCUCACAAAAGAUCUUCAGAAGACUCUAAAGUAAUGGUAAUGCAGGAGGGCUCUACUUCUCUGUUUGGGCAGCAUCUAAAGCUGCCCACAUUACCCAGCAGUUCAUUAACAUUGACCUUCUCUGAUGUGAAAAAGAACAAGUCUUUCCCAGGAUCAAAGGACGGGUCGAAAAGCAGCAGUGCUCUUACAACCACAAACAAUAUCAGCAGCAGCUCCCUCAAACUCCACAGACCAUCUAAGGACCAUAAGGACAAGCCUUCUAAAGACUCAAAAGAGUCCAAAAGUGCCUUCAGAGAUUUCAGCAAGGACUCUGGAAAACUCUGUAAAGAUUCUAAAAAACCCAAAGAGAAUCAGCCAAUUCAGGAAGACCGCCCCAUUCCGCAAAUGGGAUUCAAGGAGCCCAAGACCACAUUGAAGGAGCAACGUUCAUCGGAGGGUAGCUUCUCAAGCUUGGGACAGAGUAAACGGCGGCCUGUGUUGGACAGUGAAGGCCAUGUUACCAAAAAACAGAAAAGCAGUUUUUCAGAGAGCUCGCAAAAGCAGCAAGCAAGUCCUAACUUGCUACAGCAUCUCCAUUCGGAUAAAAAGAUUUUGAAAGACAAGCCGCAAGUCCGGCAUAGUAGGUUACAAAACUGUCAACUUUCAGAGAAGAGAAAACCGUCAGCAUUACCACCCUUCCAGGAUGUGUUGGACCCGAAUGACUCUGACAUGGAUGAUAACACAUUCACAAGAUCAGAUUCAGAUCAGCCCAGUCCAGCCAGCUCCGGUUCCAGUUCGAGCUCCAGCUUUGGACGCGCACACAAACGGCAAGUAUUGGGUCCUUUGCGGUCGGUGAUCCCAGAUAUGCAUUCAGAUGAAAACGAAGAGGAUUCAGAAGAGGAGGACGAUAAUGACAUGGACUCGGACAUGGAGCGACCUUUACACAUGCAGAUGACGCAUCGCCACCGCAGGGUGAGUUUAAGUGACGGCAGUGACAGUGAAAAUAGCUCUGCCUCUUCACCACUGCCCCAUAAUGACCCCCAACCUCUACUGAAAACCGCCAAUAAUCAGAUACUUGAGGUGAAGAGUCCGAUGAAACAAGCAAAGAUGGACAAAAAUAAAAACAUUGACUGUGACAAGGCAUACUUGGAUGAGCUGGUUGAGCUUCACAGAAGACUAAUGGCACUAAGGGAAAGGCACAUAUUACAGCAGAUUGUGAACCUCAUUGAGGAAACGGGACACUUUCACAUCACAAACACAACUUUUGACUUUGACCUCUGCUCUCUGGACAAAACCACAGUUCGGAAGCUGCAAAGCUACCUGGAGACUUCUGGAUCAUCUUGAAGACUUGUGCAGCUGGCUGCCAUGAGGAGGAAUAUCACACCUUCCUUUUUUCCUCCUUUUGUUUUUUCUCCUAAAUUGAAACUUGUAAGGCAAUGGAAAAGAUCCGCUUUCAUCUCCUCUCGUCUCUCGAAAGGCCUCAGAAAUUGAAAACAUUAUUACAUGAGUCUGGAGAUCCUUUCGCUUCACCUGGACUUCACCCAAAAAGCCUUGAUAAUCCGACAUUGCCAAAAAAUGUUCUUGCUCCGAAACAGAAUACAUUUGUGUAUAUUGUAUGAAUGUUUGAUAAGUUUUUUGUGAUGAAUGCAUGUUUCAACACUGCCUUACCACAUUGUCUAUUUAUUGAGUAUGAGUUUCAAGUGUGUGUGUGUGUGUGUGUGUGUGUAAGUGCAAAUGAUAUUAAACUUGUGCAAGCACUUGGGAACAUCA